Molecule: messenger RNA, 3065 nt
Organism: Poecile atricapillus (Black-capped chickadee)
Lineage: Eukaryota; Metazoa; Chordata; Aves; Passeriformes; Paridae
Gene: PHETA1
Product: PH domain containing endocytic trafficking adaptor 1
Exons: 2
Coding region: 187-957 (256 amino acids)
Biological process (GO): retrograde transport, endosome to Golgi; endosome organization; receptor recycling
Cellular component (GO): trans-Golgi network; early endosome; recycling endosome
Source: RefSeq, a predicted model, not a curated record
CGCUCCGCCCGCGGGGCCGGGCCGGUGGGAGCCGAGGACAAAGGUGACCGUGCAGGAGCGGUGGCCCAAAGCCCCCUGGCACCGUCCGAGCCCGGAUCCAGCGCUCUCACGGCCACCGCGGCCACCCGCGUGUCGUUGAUGCCGGUGACCGCCGCAGACCGCAGGUAGAGCCCAGGGCGCGGAGCCAUGAAGCUGAACGAGCGGAGUUUGGCCUUCUACGCCACCUGCGACUCCCCGGCCGACAACUCCGGCUUCCUCUACAAGCGAGGCGAGCGGCACACGGCCUAUCACCGCCGCUGGUUCGUGCUCAAGGGCAACAUGCUCUUCUACUUCGAGGAGCGGGACAGCCGGGAGCCCGUGGGCGUCAUCGUGCUGGAGGGCUGCAACGUGGAGCUCUGCGAUUCAGCCGAAGGUUUUGCCUUCGCCAUCCGCUUUGGCGGCACCAAGUCCCGCACCUACGUGCUGGCGGCGGAGAGCCAGGCGGCCAUGGAGUCGUGGGUGAAGUCGCUGUCCCGAGCCAGCUUUGACUACAUGAGGCUGGUGGUGCGGGAGCUGGAGAAGCAGCUGCAGGAGAUGGGCGGGGGGCUGGCCGGGGGAUGUGGGGGCUCUCGGGAGCCUCCCGGCCCCUGGAAGCCGAAGCCGUCGGGGCUGGAGCAGUCCCGGGAGCGGCUGCCGGCUCUGCCCGCCAUCCUGCCCAAGGAGAACGGCUGUGCGGUGUGGAACAACGUGCUGGGGGCGGCCCGGCUGCCCGAGAGCUCUGGCUGCGGGGGGCACGGUGAGGAGGGGACCCCGCGGCCGCCGCCGCUGCCGCCGCGCAGGCGGGUGGGGAACGGCGAGGCGGCGAGCACCGGGUCACAGAGCCCGUCCACCUUCUGCCGGCUCCACCAGCAGUACGGCCGGGAGGUGGCCCGGCUGCGGCAGGACUGGCAGCAGAGGCAGCGUGGCCCCCGGCUCUGAGCGGUGGCUGAGCCCUGGGAAGCUGCUGGGAACCAGGGCAGGGUGGUCGCCCUUGGUGCUGGCCCCGUCCCCUCCUCGCCUCGGGAUGUGCGGAGCUGGCUGUGGUGGCGGUGAUGGACACGUGCUGCCAUCGAGGGCUCGGCACCGAGGGACAGCAGUGCUGCUCUGUGACGGUGAAAUGGACAGCACAAGGGUGCCCUCCAGCCGUGCCCCCAUGUGCGGGUGGGGUGCCACAGUCAGCACAAGCAAACUACAGACUGCUCACUGACUGAGACCUCCUGGGAAUCCACCACUGCUCUGGCUCUGCUGGGGCCUCUUGAUGCUCUUGAAGUGGGAUCACGCCUUGACAGCGUUUGGAGGAGGAUUUUGGUGGGACCUCGCCCGCCUGAGUGCCCGUGUGGGUGUUCCACAAUGGAGAGCCUGCUGCUGACUUCCCUUCCUGGCCCAGCACAACACUGAGGUUGGCCGAGCUCUGCCAGAUCCCUCUGCUCCAGCAGGAUGUGGUUUGAAACUAAAAUAUCAGUGAGUGCAGCCCUUCCUUAACGGCAGCAGCAGCUCUGUGCGCUCUGGGGAGCUGGUGACACCCAGCCCGGGGCGUUACACUGGGAGCAAUUGCUGCUCACAGCCUGGAUGGUCAAUGUGGGGGUGGUCAGACCCUGGGGGAAUGCAGCAGCUGCGGGCACUGCCUUGCUGGUGGGUAUUUUGGGACAGCACAUCAUCCCCAUGCCAGCUCACUAAGGGGAAGCAUCGCUCGUGGUGGCAAAUGGGAAUGUGUGUGUCAGCAGCAGAGCGUGAGGAAUGAUUCAUGUGCCAAGCUGCUGCCUCAUGCCUGUGUUUCUCUCUUAUUUCCACCAUGGACAGUCAAGCUGCUGGCCCAGAGGUGGGGUGACCCACCCUGGAGCAGGGGGGAGCAGUCAGGGUGCCCUGGCUUAGGGCUGGGUGGCUCCAGCUCCCUUUGCUCCCUUAGGACAGGCACAAGAUUUUCCUACAAUAAAAGUUGUUUCAGAAUUUCCCUCCCAUCCAUUGUCCUUUUUUGUGCCCCUGAGGAGCAGGGUCCAGGUGGGAAUUAAUGCUUUAUUUUAGUCCUCCUCCUGUCCCCACCAUGUCUGUGGGGCUGUGUCACCUGAAGGGGACACGGCCAAUGCCAGGGUCUUGCAGUGCCCUGGAGCCCCAUAUCUGCCUGCAGGGAUGGGGUGAGAUGGGAUGGAGCCACCCUGGAAACAUCAGGACACCUCAUGCCAGAGUGGUUCCUUGGCAGGGGCAGCUCUUAACCAGGACAAAACACCUGUCCCUCCUUGGCAGGGACCGGGGACUCUGCCCUUGUGAAAGUGGCCAGCACAUCCCCAUGUCCUGCCCACACAUCCCCACCUGCAUGGAUGUCUCCAGCUUCUCUUCAACACGGCAGAGGCUGUGCAAUCACUUCUUGGGGAAACCGAGGCACGAAGCCAGCCAGGCUCACCCACUCGCCGAGAGCCCUGCGGAGCGUGGAGCCUGCUCCAGGCCAGGCACGGUGUCCCCCUGUGGAAUUUGGCAUUUGGAGCAGUGCCGAGGGCAGCCGGGGUGCAGCUGCACCCGGAGCACCCAGAUGGUUCACACGGCUCCGUCCUUCGCCGCAGGGGAAGAUUCCGGUUUCCAUGGCAGCUGGCCCAGCUUCUCCAGACGUUCAGAUACCCAUCAGAAAUAAGUCCUCCUCAACGUGUUAGCUGACAAACAAGCUUAAACAGAUAUGCAACAUAUGGAUUUAUUAAUUCAUCAGACACUAACAGCCCUGCCUCGUGUCAGGAGCUGCCGACUCGCCCAGCGACGGUCGGCUCCGAGCAGGAGCUGUGCUGGGGAGUGGUGCCAGGUUGGACAGGGCUUUGGGCAGCCUGCUCUAGUGGGAGGUGUCCCUGCCCGUGGCAGGGCAAUGGAAUAAGAUGAUCCUUAAGGUCUCUUCUAACCCAAACCAUUCCAGGAAACGAUGAUUUUAUGAUAAACCAAGCUGAAAGUCGCGCUGGAGGGUGCUGAGCUACCCCAGGGGCGGGAGCGAACCUGCAGCAGGGAUGAGCACAGGAAUUUCAUGGGGCAGGAUCACACUCUGAGCUGGGCUGAUCCCAUUUAACACCCUC